Molecule: messenger RNA, 3084 nt
Organism: Danaus chrysippus (African queen)
Lineage: Eukaryota; Metazoa; Arthropoda; Insecta; Lepidoptera; Nymphalidae
Source: the annotation of a GenBank genome assembly
AUGUUGGCGGUAGGGGUUAUCGUGCUCCUGGCUGCGUCGGUCUCAGCCCUACUGGAAGGACCUAACGUUUGCACUAAACAGGAAACAUAUACAACAGUAAUAAAGGUGUCAGCACAACAGCCGUAUCAAGUGAAGGAGUACGCUUGGUGUUUCAAUGUGCCCCCACGAUGCUCAAAAUACAAUGUGAAAUUCAAGCAAGUUUUUAAAUCACAAAUGCUGGUAAAACAGCGGCCUAUAGAGCAAUGUUGUGAUGGCUACGCUCCCGACCCAGAGGGGAGGCAGUGCGUGCCUGUGUGCGUGGAGGCAUGUGUUCACGGGAAAUGUGUGGCCCCUAACACUUGUGCGUGUGCGCAUCGUUACGGAGGGCCCGCCUGUGAUAUAUCAUGCCCUGAUGGUAAGUGGGGUAGAAAUUGUCAGAAUGAAUGUCGUUGCAUGCACGGCGGUUCAUGCGAGCCGCUAACAGGCGACUGUGCAUGUGCUGUCGGCUGGUGGGGGGAUGCUUGUGAGAAGGCCUGUGCACCCCCCACAUUCGGUCAGAACUGUGAACAGAUCUGUGCAUGUAAGAACAAUGGCACCUGUGACCCAGCUAGCGGCGCAUGUACCUGCCCACGCGAAUUCACCGGACCUUUGUGCGAGAGGGAGUGUCCCAAGGACGACAUAUGUCCGUUAUCCUGUUUGUGUCAAAACGAUGCUAAUUGCAAUCUUUUUACCGGCGACUGUGAGUGUACUCCGGGUUGGACCGGUGAAGUAUGCGCUAAUAAAUGUCCGGCCGGUCGCUGGGGUGAUAAAUGUAGUAAGACUUGUGAGUGUUGGAACGGGGCCAGCUGUCAUCACGUGACCGGUCAAUGUCAAUGUGAGGCUGGCUUUACUGGGGACAAGUGUCUAGAGUCCUGUCCGCUGGGUACAUACGGAGUGUCAUGUGCUGGGGUCUGUAAGUGUCAACACGGGGGCGAAUGUUCCCCUAAGGACGGUUCGUGCACCUGCAAACCCGGCUGGCAGGGCGACCGGUGUGAGAGGCGAGCCUGCCCCGACGGUCUGUGGGGCCCGCGGUGUGAUAAGACCUGCGAGUGUAACCCCACAACUACUGAAAUGUGUGAUCCGUGGACGGGUGCGUGUGAGUGCGCCGCGGGGUGGGCGGGGGAGGCGUGCGCGCGACAGUGCCCUCUACUAACAUACGGCAAGGGCUGUCGAUCAACCUGUCGCUGUGAGAACAGCGGGCUCUGCUCGCCCGUUAAUGGUUCAUGUCUAUGUGAGCCGGGUUACCGUGGUCUGCGUUGCGAAGAGCCAUGUCCGUACCCCUUCUAUGGAGACAACUGCGCCGACACGUGCGACUGUCGCAACAACGCCACUUGCUCGCACGAGACCGGACAAUGUGACUGCAAACCCGGUUUCGAUGGUUUGAAAUGUGAUCGUCCUUGCGACGGGAAGACAUUCGGCUUGAGGUGCCGUCAGCCUUGUAACUGUGAGAACGACGCUCCUUGUAAUCCUGUUAACGGCGAGUGUGUAUGCGGGCCGGGCUACGAAGGUCCUCGAUGUGAGCGUCGGUGUCGCGCCGGUUACUACGGACAGAAUUGUUCUUUACCGUGCGACUGUACUCAGAACGCGGUCGGCUGUCAUCACGUGACGGGCGCCUGUGUGUGUGAGAGCAGCUGGAGAGGUAUUCGUUGUGAAACUCAAUGCGAAGCGGGGCAGUACGGUGUGCAGUGCGGCGAGAAGUGUCCUUGCGCGAACAACUCGUCGUGUGACGCGGACAGCGGACGGUGUGAAUGCGCCCCGGGGUGGAGGGGGGAGCGAUGUGAUAUGCCUUGCGAGCCUGGAACGUACGGCGCCGCGUGUAAACAAGUGUGUCCACAUCAUCCUUUAGGUAAUGUGACGUGUAACCCAGUCACGGGCGAGUACAGCUGCGCAAGCGGGUACACGGGCGUGUCUUGUGAAUAUCCUUGUCCACUUGGCACAUACGGCGAGGGAUGUCAACAGAAAUGCAACUGUAAGAACGGAGCGGACUGCCAUCAUGUUACCGGUGAGUGCCAAUGCCUGCCUGGUUGGCGCGGCUCCCUAUGUGGCGAGGCGUGUCCCACUGGCUGGUGGGGCGCGGGCUGUUCCCAGCCGUGCCGCUGCGCUCGUGGCGCCGCCUGCCGACCAAACGACGGAUACUGCAGGUGUCCACCAGGAUACACAGGCAACUAUUGUACACAGUUUUGUCCCGAGGGUUACUUCGGUGAUCAUUGUAUGGAGGCAUGUAACUGUUCGUCUCAAGGCAACUGGGUGUGUGAACCGGUCAGAGGCUGUGUGUGUCAUCGCGGCUUCGUCGGAGAGAACUGUGACUUGCGAGCAAGCGACGCCAUAGUUAUAGAUCAAGCUAGAGGUAGUUCAAACGCCGGUUUAACAGCUGUUAUGUUGGUAGCGGUGAUUGCAUGCGGAGCCGCUGCCGUACUAGUGCUCCUCUACUAUAGACGUAGGGUGCGCUCGCUCAAACGAGAGAUAGCUCACGUUCAUUACACCGCCGACCCUAACACGCAGCCGGAUCAACAACACUUCGACAACCCGGUGUACUCGUUCCAGAAUUCAACACGUAGCGACGAUUCAACGACAUUAUUGAACAACACAACAAUAUUCAACAAUCUGGAAAAUAGUACCAAAAUAAGUAACGCGGCGUUAGAGAAACUGAGAAUGACAGCUACUAGCUCUAAUGGAACUUACGAUCCCUUAUCGUCUAUAAAGAACAAGGACGCUGAUCUGACCAAUCCGAAUUUGUAUCAUUGUAUCGAAGACGACAAUAAACUAGAUCACGUGUAUGACGAGAUUAAACAUAAGGAAGGAUACGAAAUGGAGUACGACCAUCUGAAUUAUACCCCUCCUGCAAAUACAUGGAAGCCUCACUACGUUCGUAUGAAUGGUUCUGUAGGCGGUGGUCAAGUUUCAACUCCCCCUAUACCGCCGCUACCGAAACUUCAUACUGCUGUUAAUAUAGUCCCGGGCCCCCAAAUACAAGGCUCCUUGGAGCCCGAGGAGCCUUCAGUACUAAGCGACGAGGCCCCUCCCCCACCUCCUACAAGAGAGGAGCCUCACGAACAACCUCGAUAG